Bursaphelenchus xylophilus (pine wood nematode) is the source of this 3126-nucleotide messenger RNA. The record is from the annotation of a GenBank genome assembly. Lineage: Eukaryota; Metazoa; Nematoda; Chromadorea; Rhabditida; Aphelenchoididae.
AUGUUAUUGUCAACAUCGCUCAGUUUAUUCUUCUUGUUUUGGAGCGCUCUUUUCUUGAUUGAUUACUUUUUGAGAUCAUGGCAAGUAGAUCGGUAUCUCAGAUUGGUGGAGCAUUAUGGGCUGACAAUAUCACCGUUCCAGGUAGUUUUUUCUUUUUUGGUUUCACUUUUAGAGCAAAAACUCGACGUUUGGAGGCUUCAUUCGAUAUUACGAUGACCUCAUGUGUAAUAUAAUAAGAUGAUUGCAGCUCCGUUUCUACUGGACCCGCUGUGAUAAUCGAUGGCAUUUUGGGCCGUUUGUGGCAUUCCAAACAUGGGUAGCGACCUCCAAGCUGUCCAGACUUGUCGCAGUUUGGUUUACCUUGGGCACCUUGGUCGCGUUGGUUUUCUUCUUUGUAAUGCCGUUAUAUUUGGUAUGGCUCUUGUUCACGGAGGUCUUCAAUUGGUAUUCGAUCAUGCAAUGGCUGAAUAGUGGAUGGUUUUCGUGGUUGUUCAGUGUUCGAGUGAAUACGGACGGAUUUUACGAAAAUCUGGAGAUGGGAGCCCUACCACAAGAUCGAAUCUCAUAUGUGCCGUUUCAGAAUCAUGUCCAGAGUAAGAUAUAUGACUUGUCGGGGUUUUUAGGAGAUUUUUGAAAGAUUUUGGGAGUUGUGAACAAGUUUGACCACCUUAUUUUAGCUGGUAUUAUACCUGUAAUCCCUGGUGUCAACAUCCCAAUUCACCAUCUUCCAAUGUUCGUAUUCGUCCUGAUUAUUGCAGGAGUCCUUCAUGAGGUAAUUUACUGCUUUUUUGGAUUUGUAUGUGUUUUAUUUUUUGCGGUUUCACCUUUAUAUUUCUUUAGUUGGGCCACGCUUUAGCCGCACUGUGCGCGAACGUCCGCUUGAAUGGAUUCGGCUUUUUCUUGAUUGCGAUUUAUGCCGGCGCCUUUACAGAGCUUGACACGGAGGAAUUGAGUGAGUAUUAAAAAUAUUUUUGAGUUUUUUUUAUCAAAAAAUUAAUCUUGCCCUUUAUUGUUUCAGAUCGAGCUUCUCUAGCACAAAAGCUGAGAAUUUAUUGUGCUGGUGUGUGGCACAAUGUCGUCUUGGCCUUUAUCGGAGUUCUAGUUCUCUGGACGUUGCCUUACACACUGUUCCCACUGUUCACAACGGGCGCCGGUGUCAUCGUCAAGGGUAAGUUAAUUUUUUUUUGUUUUUUUUUGGAAUUUAGGUGCAAAGAUGGAUGAAAGAGGUUGUGAGCGUCUAAAACAAGUCUUUUGCAGAAGUGGACAAGAGCUCGGGACUCUACGGCGGCAGUGGUUUCAUCCCCGGCCACCUUGUUUUAUCCGUCAAUGGAUGCAAAACCCGCGAUGCCUCGGAAUGGCUAAAAUGCCUAGAAAGUCUUAGAUUGUAUGGCCAAAACUCUGGAUACAUCAUGGAGGCAGCAGUCGUUGAUCCGUGGAGAGCACAGCCAGAAUUUGUAAAACAAUAUGGGGAUGAGAUACAGUGCUGUGAAGGCUUCUCGAAUCAGACAUUUUCUUCUCACAUUUGCUUCAAUUACUACAAAGAGGAGGUGAAAACGGAUGAAGGAGUGAAAAUUGAAAAUAAACCACCUGUGACGCCAGUUUUGAAGUUUAGAGAAUCGUUGGGAUUGGGAAGAAAUAUCAGUCGAAUUGAUGUGAGUUACAGGAAUUUUGAAUGUUAAAAAUUUUUGUUUAGUACGAUUAAGGCUUCUAGAUUGUCAGUCAGUAUUUUUUAGAGCAAAAAAUAACGAUUUUUUAUCUGAAAUUUUGAGUUUUAGCAUUUUUUGGAUUUGAAAUUUUCUUCUGUAAAGAUUAAUAUUUUUUUCAGCGGAUAGACAUUCAAAAACGCGUUGAAAGAUCGCUGGACUUGGCUCCCACAAAAUUCGACAAAGAAAAAGCAACCUUUGCAUGCCUUUCGGCUCGCACAGUAACAGGAAAACCGAUGUGUGUUCGAGGAGUGGUAAGUUAAUAAAAAAUUUUUAAAAUUUUUUGAAAUUUAGAGUCGAUUGUCGCCGGAUUUGGUCUGUGUGACUCCCUCUCUCUUCAAUGGAACUCAGCUCCUCAGAUUCAACGUUCAAAGCGCAAGCGAUGUUGUUUUAUUUGUGGGGCCGGUCACUGAGGUAAGAAGAGUGAAAAUUUGGUCAAAAUUUACUUUUUUUGGAUCUUAAAAUGUAUGAAAUUGUAAUUUUUGUAGCCUUUGUACCUCGUCACGAUCUCCGAAUUGGUCCCCAGAUUCCGCUGGAUCCCCCUGUGGCUGCCCGACCUUGUAGAACUGUUCGGUCAGUAUUUGGUGACCUUCUCCUUGGCCCUGGGCGUCCUAAAUGCGGUCCCGUGCUAUGGUCUGGAUGGACAGUUCAUUUGUUACACUGUGAUCGAUUAUUUCUUUGCGUCAAAACCGUUGCAGUAAGUUUUGGCAGUGAAUUCGGAGGAGACUUUGCGCUGCACAGUGCGGAGAGAAUUUUGGAGCGAAUGCACUGUGCAAUGAAAAUGAAGACCAUGCGCACUGUGCAAAACGGAAAAUCCGCACGGUGCAGUGUCGCGCAAAAGUUUGUCGCAACUUUUUGAUUCAUGCACGGUGCAAUUCUUUGUCGCUGAAAUCUGCACGGUGCAGAAUGAAUUUUUUUUUCAAUUUUUUUGGCGACUUUUGUUUUGCACUGUGCAUUUUGAAAAGGAGUUCUUUCCGCACUGUGCAGUGAAAAUGAAGACCACUUGCACUGUGCAAAACGGGAAGUUCGCACGGUGCGAUGUCGCGCAAAAGUUUGUCGCAACUUUUUGAUUCAUGCACGGUGCAAUUCUUUGUCGCUGAAGGCUGCACGGUGCAGAAUGAAAAGUUGUUUCAUUUUUUCGGCGACUUUUGUUUUGCACUGUGCAGUUUGAGAAGAAGUUCUUUCUGCACUGUGCAGUUCAAAAAAAUAAAAAUUGCACUGUGCAAAGAGAUAAAAUUGUGCAUUGCACUGUGCGGUUUCGGGAAUAAAAAAAAAAUAAAAAAAGAAGUAUUUUAAUGAUAAUUCUACAAUUUUCAGACAACGUAACCGAAUCGCGGGCCUGAUUGUGCUGGCCGGAAGCUCCAUUUUCUUGUUGAAUUUGAUAAUCGGGUUUGUGAAAUUAUUCCUCUUCUAUUUACGGUGA